AUUUCCAUUUCAGUUUGUGGGUCCCACAUGAAAAUUUUUGGUACAUUGUUGAAUUAUAAAAAUGCUGCCUAUUUCUGGAAUUGAAUUCAUACCUUCAGUCUGUCUAUGUGAUCUGAAUCUUUACUGUUUUCUUUGUUCAUCAAUAUUUUAGAAAUAUUUAAUUUAUAAUUUUAUAUUUUCUGCGCAAUUGAAUGAUCUCGGGUAUCUUUUGAAGGGUGACAUGGCCAAUCUCUUAAGUGUGUAUAUGUUUCUUGUUGGCAUCUAGUGAUUGUUCUUAUCUUUCAAGAGGUGUUACCAUUUGUUAUUCUGAUUUUUAUUGAGAUAAAUGGAUAGUUUCCGAAUGGUUUCCUCUAGUACUAAGUCACCAUUGAUUAAUACAUGAUUUUUUUAUUAAGUUUUGUGUUUGCACACAUAUCACAGCGACAUAACGUUUAACAAAGUAUUUGAAAUGGAUGGCGAGUCUCGGUUCUAUGGUAGCAAGUCUUCGUUGUAGAACAAUUUUUUCUUUUCCAUCUUAAUUAGUAUUUCAUUGCAUUCUCUGUUGCUUAACCUUUUCCAGGGUAAUUUCAUAUCGGCGUUCUUGUCCAGCAGCAUUUAGGCUUUAUAUGGAACUCCUUAAGCGGCAUGCUUUUGCACUUAAAGAAUAUACAAAUUUGCCUAAUGAUGACAAGAUCAUGAAUUCCUUAGAUGCUAUCAUCCAUUUCUCUCGGAUAUUUGGUGUGCGAUCCAACAAAGCUGGUGCUCUUUUGGUCCAGUUUGUCUUUUCAAUUAUUUGGCAGUUAGUUGAUACAUUGCUAGAUGAUGAUGGGUUGCUACAUCUUACACCAGAGAAAAAUUCUAUAUGGCAUACCAAACCUCAAGAAAUGGAAAUAGAUAGCCCUAAUAAUUUUGAUGAGAAGAGGAUUGAACAUACAGAGAGAUUACUGAAUCUUAAUACCAUCAUGUCUGUAGAGUUGAUUGGGCAGUUUCUGCAAAAUAAAGUAACUUCCAGGAUUCUGUACUUGGCACGCCAAAACAUGUCAGAACUUCAGUCCUUUUUAUACGUUGUUUUUAAAGUUUGUGUUUUUGUUUUGUUUUUAUCUUAGGGUGUGUUUGAUUGCGAGCAUGUAAUAUACAUGGAAAGAAAAUAAAUACUAAGUAAUUAAAUUGUCUAGAAAUUAUUUGCAUGGAAAUUAUCAAUUAAAUGUGUGUGAUUAAUUUAAUUUUCAAUCUAGAAAAUAUUAUACAAGUCCAUUUUAGUACUAGGUAGAUGGGAGAUAGAGGGGAUAGAUGAGAGAGAAAGA
Molecule: messenger RNA, 1283 nt
Organism: Olea europaea var. sylvestris
Lineage: Eukaryota; Viridiplantae; Streptophyta; Magnoliopsida; Lamiales; Oleaceae
Product: mediator of RNA polymerase II transcription subunit 33B-like
Exons: 2
Coding region: 606-1085 (159 amino acids)
Biological process (GO): regulation of phenylpropanoid metabolic process
Cellular component (GO): mediator complex
Source: RefSeq, a predicted model, not a curated record